Neocloeon triangulifer is the source of this 2436-nucleotide messenger RNA. Its product is annotated as mitochondrial potassium channel ATP-binding subunit. Gene Ontology annotation, biological process: transmembrane transport. Gene Ontology annotation, molecular function: ABC-type oligopeptide transporter activity; ATP binding; ATP hydrolysis activity. Gene Ontology annotation, cellular component: membrane. The record is from RefSeq and is a predicted model, not a curated record. The transcript is spliced from 13 exons. Bases 141 to 2264 code for a protein of 707 amino acids. NCBI's taxonomy places the organism in Eukaryota, Metazoa, Arthropoda, Insecta, Ephemeroptera, Baetidae.
GUCAAUCUGGAACAUAAACAUGUGAUUGCCACAACACUUUGCUUGACCUUUUUCGACGACAAGAAGUUACAAAAUAAACUAGAUCGACGAUUGGAACGCCAACCCAAAAGGCUGUCAUCCACCUAAUUGGUCACAAAAUUAUGAUUACUUUAGCCUCAAAAGCAUGCGGCUCUUUGAAAUUGUCCAGACUUCCCUGCUUGCUGCCUCAAAGCAGAAAUUCUCUAGUCAACUCAGGUAAAAACUGGUUUGUUUUAAGAAAUUUUACCGAACAAUCCAGGCUGCUACGAAGACAGAACGUCCUACAAAAUACAAAAGUUGGAAAGUGGACCAUAGGAAUUGGACUUGCUGGUGGACUUUCAGCAUCUCUCGUUAUUAGGUGCUCCAAAUCUCGAGUCUAUUGUGAUGGGAAAAUUAAGGCGUCAAGUCGGCUCGUUGGCGCGAAGGACGAAAAAGCCUCUGCAAAAGAUCCGCCUUUUGACUGGAAGAAAUUUUUCUCAUUAUUGAGGCCACACAUUUUACACUUGCUGGCAGCUAUUGUGGCCUCUUUUGUGGUGGCGGCGUUAAAUAUACAAAUUCCUCAAGUGCUCGGAACUGUAGUUAAUGCAAUGACAGCAGUUAUGAGUGGCAAAACGAUAGAAAACUUUUCAAAAGCAAUAACCGAGCCUGCUUUGAAGCUGGUCAAACUUUACUUUGCACAGGCUGUGUUUACCUUUGGUUAUAUUUACCUCCUUUCCAAUGUUGGUGAGCGGGUGGCCUCUGAACUCCGAAAGGAACUUUUUGCAUCGAUUUUACGACAAGAUAUUACGUUUUUUGACAAGCAUAGAACUGGCGAAUUGAUUAACAGGCUAACUACUGAUGUCCAAGACUUUAAGAGCUCUUUCAAAAUGUGCAUAUCCCAAGGUCUUAGGAGUUUUGCUCAAAUUGUUGGUUGCGCCGCCUCCAUUGUGAUGAUUUCCCCUGAAAUGACAGUGGGGAUGCUGCUAGUGAUGCCUUCCAUUGUGGUUAUUGGUACCUUGUUUGGUUCUUUCCUGAGAAAAUUUUCCAGAGAAGCGCAAAUUCAGAUUGCCCAAUCGACUUCUGUUUGUGAAGAAGCAAUAAGCAACAUGAGGACGGUCAGGGCCUUUGCAAUGGAGGGCCAGGAACAAGAGUUGUUUGCAAGAGAAACAGACUUAGCCUGCAAAAUGAACGAGAAAUUGGGUCUUGGCAUCGGCCUCUUUCAGGGCGGAACAAAUUUCUUCCUCAAUGGCCUGGUGCUUGGCACGCUCUGGUUUGGUGGAAAAUUGAUUGCCUCAAACCAGUUGGAGGCUGGAGACCUGAUGGCUUUUCUUGUGGCUUCCCAAACUAUUCAGCGGUCGGUGGCGCAACUUUCGUUACUUUUCGGGCAUCUAGUCAGGGGACUUGGCGCUGGCGCCAGAGUUUUGGAAUACAUUAAAUUAGAGCCGACUGUGCCACUAACAGGGGGAAAGAAGAUUCCCUAUCACUCGCUAUUUGGAGAGGUGGUGUUUGAAAAUGUGACGUUUUCUUAUCCUACCAGAGAAGGCCAGCCAGUUCUGAAGAACUUCAAUUUGAAGCUUCCAGCUGGUAAAGUUGUAGCGAUUGUUGGUUCCUCGGGAGGUGGAAAGUCAACAAUUGCAGCUCUUCUGGAGAGAUUCUACGAGGUUGAUGAGGGUCGCAUCACCUUAGACGAUUUUGAAAUUACAAAACUAGACCCAUCAUGGCUUCGCGGGCGAGCCAUUGGAUUUAUCAACCAAGAACCAAUUCUUUUUGCAACUUCCGUAAUGGAAAAUAUUAGAUAUGGUCGACCCAAUGCUACUGACCUUGAGGUCAUAGCUGCUGCACGACUUGCAAAUGCUGAUGGUUUCAUCAAUACGUUCCCAAAAGGCUACGACACAGUUGUGGGGGAGAGAGGGGUGACUAUAUCUGGAGGCCAAAAGCAAAGAAUUGCUAUUGCCAGAGCUCUAUUGAAGAAUCCGUCCAUUCUUAUUUUGGAUGAAGCUACUAGUGCUUUGGACACAGAAUCAGAAAGGCUUGUCCAAGAGGCCCUUGACCACGUUGUUCAUGGUCGCACAACUCUUGUCAUUGCUCACCGACUCAGCACUAUUAGAAAUGCUGAUAUUAUUGCUGUGGUGGCCCAUGGGCGAGUAGUUGAGCUUGGUGAUGAUCGUUCUUUGAGAAGAAAGAAGGGUCUCUAUUGGACUUUGGUGCAGCAACAAGAAAGACAAGAGCUGGAGGAAGUACAAGCACAAAGACCGCAGUCAGGGUAAUUUAAUAUUACAGAUUUGUUUGGAGAGAGCAACAUUUGACUUGCUGGAUCCAGUUGUUAUAUUUUGUGUGCAAGAUUAAGAUGCUAUGUAAAGCGUUUUCAAUGGUGUCAUUUUCACAAAAAUAAACAUAUAAUUAUUUAUUGAACAUUGCGAAAAUUGGCUGCUGGUUUUU